Vitrella brassicaformis is the source of this 1299-nucleotide messenger RNA. NCBI's taxonomy places the organism in Eukaryota, Vitrellaceae. The record is from the annotation of a GenBank genome assembly.
GGAUAGUUUUGCACUGACAUCUUCACAAAAAAACCAUUGCCAUUCACUCUUGCACGUGAACACCUGAUGAUCUAGGGACCUGCCUGGUUACGUCACAGAAGCUUCACUCACUCACCUAAAUCUGACUGACACCUUCCUUUCUCUCUCCCCGCCGCAUCAAUACCUACACCCUACACACCCCCACGUCAGCCAUGCACCCACCUGCCGUCUCUCGCCAGAGUCGACCAACCCACCACCCGGCCGAUCAGAUCAUCUCGUCCAUUCGUUGUCCAGUGAGUGCCUCUGUCUGUCACAGUUCGUCGUGUUCGCCUCCCUCCCACAGUAGGUGUUCUAUGUCGUGCUGGAUGGCCAGAGGGUCGGUCCGGUGGGUGUAGCGCUUGAACGGCCGGCCCUUCUUGUCUAUCAGGAACUUCUCAAAGUUGUCCUGCUCGUUCACACAGCACAGCACGCCACGUGAGCCAACAGACAGACACAGACAGACAGACAGACUCAUCCAUGAGCUGGCGCGUGUUUGUUUUGCCUGUCUGGCUGUGUGCCUUCCUUCCCUCCCUCGUCGCUCCGUCGAUUGACAGGUACCUGUAUAUCGUGCUUGCCGCAGUUGUCCGUGAGCCACUUGAAGACCAGGUGCUGGUCACGGCCCAUGACGAGGUGCCUCUUGAGCAUGGUAAACCUCGGCUCGACGCCCAGCGCGUCUUUGAUGUCUUGGAGUAUCUCGAGCCCCUCCUUGGGCUCCGACUUGUCGAUCUGGUUGGUGGGAAAUGCGAAGAUGCGCAGACCUCGCGAGUGGUACUGGUCGUGCAGGUCGUUGAGCGCCUCGUACUGCUCCUUGGCGUGGGGGUCGCGGGUGGCGACUAUCACACACAGAACUGGGUGGCCCUUGAACCUGCAAUCACACACACACACACACACACACACACAACAGACAGCACAGCACAGCACAGCACGGCAUCACUGCAGACCAGCCACGCGUGUCUGUCCCGGUGCAUGCGGUGCAUGAGAUGGGAUGGUCCUACAGCUGACUGACUCGUGGAAUUCAUGUAUGUGUUCUCCGUCGAUGUCGAAGAACAUGUAGUGGCCGAGCUUGUGCCGCCGGUCCCACUUGCACUCCUCGCCAACGUCACCCUUCGGAGGGGGCGUGUUCGAUAAUGUCAGCCUCGGGAGCACCAGCAACACGCACACAAUCGACACAAGCACCCUCGGGUGGGCAGCCCUUCUUCGUUUCAUCAUUCAGAUGCCUCAAGAGCCUCCAAAGCACGGCAGCAGCGGCCAAGAGCCUCCCAAAGCCUUGAGAUCUCUCGC